AUGCAACUCCCACAAUAUCCGAAGUGCACUCCGAAUUUCGUCCAAUACUAUUUCGAAUCAGAAGCGCAACUUCAAACUACCGGAAAUGCUCGUCUCUACAACACCUCUUUGCUUUCAAUGGGAUCUGAGACUUUAUGGAAUGACAACUUGUCGAUUAUCAAGAAGAUCCGAUCGAGACUUUUCCACUUCGUAGGAGGCAGUGUCGAAGGAUCCGCUGGUCCUUUGAUGCUAAUUCUAUUGAGGCUAGAAAGCUACGAGAGAGCAUUGCGUGCACUCGUACAAAUGGAUUUGAUCAACCAUGUGUAG
Messenger RNA from Botrytis byssoidea, 306 nucleotides. RefSeq lists its product as uncharacterized. Bases 1 to 306 code for a protein of 101 amino acids. The transcript is spliced from 2 exons. Lineage: Eukaryota; Fungi; Ascomycota; Leotiomycetes; Helotiales; Sclerotiniaceae. The record is from RefSeq and is a predicted model, not a curated record.